CUUUUGUGCUUCUUCUUCAUUCAUUAUUUCUGCUCAUCUCACAUUACAUAAUAAUGGUUUCAAAGAUGAGUUUGAAGAGGAAAUAUCAGGACUGCUGCUGUAGCAGAGGACACGAAUCCUCUGUUAAUUCUAUGGAUGAGCUUAAUCAAGAUCUGCUUGAAACAGUUCUUUCUUGGUUACCCACAUCUUCAUUCUGCCGCCUCACCUCCGUGAACAAGCGGUGGAAGUCAGUGGCAGAAUCUCCUACUUUCCGCCUAGCCUGCUCCGAGGUCCCUUCUCGGGAUCCUUGGUUUUACAUGGUUGAUUCUCAAUCUCUCUGUUUUCCCGGCAGCCAGUCGGUGGUGUACGAUUCAUCGGAGGAGAACUGGAAGUUUCUCGAAGUUCCUUCUUUUCUCCGAAGGGAGGAAGGGGGCGAGGAUUCUUGCUCCGAUUUCGCGCCGGUCGCUUCCUCCGGUGGACUUCUCUGCUUCCAUAGCAAAUCGGAUGGUUUCGUGGUUUCGAAUCCGGUCACCGGGCUGUAUCGCAGGAUAGCCUCUCCAGAUUCCGCUACCGAGCAAUUCCCUCUCCAGGCCAUCGCAAUGGCUUCUGCUCGGAAUUCGUACAAACUGGUUUUAGUCUCCGGUGAUAUGCCGGACCUCUGUUUUCAAAUUUACGAUUCCGGUAGAAAUGAAUGGGAAGAUAAAACAUUUCUCAGACGGAAAGGCGGCGAUGAUGCCCGGAAUUCUAACUACGUUGAUGAUCCUGAGGAAUACCCAUUGUAUUUCUUGAGCAAAUACGGCGACUUAGUGAUAUCAGAGCUUCAGAGGAGCCCCUGCAAGCAGUACUCGUCGGUGAUGUCUUCAAAAUCCGGCACAGAAACCGUCUACUUCCUCAGCCCCUCUGGGACGGUGGUGGCUUGCAACCUCACCGGAAAGUGGUUCAUCGAGUACCCGAGGCUUCUGCCUCUCCACCACGACUACUCAAUCGACCUAGUGGAGUGCGCCGGAGAUGUGUUCGCCGUCGUGCUUUCGGAGUAUCUGGAGAGUGCAAGCCUCAGAGUGUGGAGAUUCAACCAUGAGAAUUCGUCGGAGUGGGAGCAGGUUUCGGCGAUGCCGCCGGCGAUAUCGCAUGAGUUUUACGGGAAGACGGUUGACAUCAAUUGCACUGGCGCCGGUCGCCGAAUUUUUGUCUGCGCUUCGUGUCCGGAGUUUUGCAGAUACUUUAUCUGCAAUUUGGAAGGAAAUGAAUGGGUUGAAAUGCAAAACGAAGGGAAUGAAUUUAGCUGUGCGUUUUCAUUUGAACCCAGAAUUGAAGCUUUAACUUGAAGAAACCCGGAAGGAUCACAACAAGGAAAAUCAAAUAAUCGCAUUUGAUUUGAAAGGAUCAUCCUUUCAAUCAUAGCAAGAUCAGCCUCUUCUGUUUCUUUUUAAAUAUUUUUUGUGCCCGGUUUCAAUUUGUUUUAUACGUAGUAGACUAGUAGUAGUACAUUAAUGCAACUAACUUCAGUUUCUUUUUCCAGAAUUCAGGGUUUUAUUUUCUUUUUACUUGUAGAAUAACAAACAAGAUUUGAUUGAUGUAGAAAUUGAUGUGUGGGGCGAUUUGUUUUUUAAGACAUUUUAAGCAAGUGAUCGAUGAUGUCCAUUAUGCGGUAGAGGUUGUAGAGCCAAAUUAGCUAUAAAUAACAACUUUCAU
Molecule: messenger RNA, 1671 nt
Organism: Cuscuta europaea
Lineage: Eukaryota; Viridiplantae; Streptophyta; Magnoliopsida; Solanales; Convolvulaceae
Source: the annotation of a GenBank genome assembly